Linum tenue is the source of this 3036-nucleotide messenger RNA. Lineage: Eukaryota; Viridiplantae; Streptophyta; Magnoliopsida; Malpighiales; Linaceae. The record is from the annotation of a GenBank genome assembly.
UCUUCCUUCUUCUUCUUCUUCUUCUUCUUCUUCUUCAGCUUUCUCCAUUUGUACCUUUCCUCUUUGCCUUCAUAUUCACUUCUCUCCUCCCCAGACGCCACCGCCUCCGCCGCCGACGGUGGCGAGCUUCACCUCUUCCGCCGGCAGACACCUUCUCUUAUCUCUCACUCAUCUCCUUAUAUUAUUAUUGUAAUUUAAUUUUUUUAAAAGCUCAAAUAAAUUGUGAUUAUUUAAAUCCAGAACCUCCACAGCCCAACCCGGCAAACCACCACCACUGACCGUCACGUCUUUACUUCUUCAAUCUUCCUCUUGCCUGCUUCAUUGGGUUUACCCUUUUACCCUUUCCUCUCUCUUUCUCACUCUCCAAUUUCUUCUCUCUCCCUGCGCUUUUCCCUUUUCCUUGCAUUCUUCCUUCCCCUCCUUUUGCUUUCUCUGCUCCAAUGGAGACUACUGCGGCUGCUGCUGCUGCUGCUGCUUCUGACACUAAUGACUUCCGCCUUCCGGCUCCACCUGCUUCUGCUUGCGAUUCGGCCGAUCAGAAGAGGGAGAAUGGCGCUGAUUCUGGCGGCGGCGGCGGUUGUGUAGGAGGAGCUAGGUAUAAGCUGAUGUCGCCGGCGAAGCUCCCGAUCUCCAGGUCUCCUUACAUCACCAUCCCUCCUGGGCUCAGUCCGACUUCCUUUCUCGAGUCACCGGUCAUGCUCUCCAAUAUUAAGGCAGAGCCGUCCCCGACUACAGGAUCUUUCAUCAAGCCUCAAACAGUGCAUGGCUCUUUCUUAUCUAAUUCCUACUCAGCAACUGCCGUUUCAUCUGACACCUUUGGGGAAAGAGCAUCCAGCUUCUUUGAGUUCCGGCCUCCUUCUAUAUCAAAUAUGGUACUCCCUAAUUAUAUGUCUACUAGACUUCCACAUGCACUCUUUCUUGAACUGCUUGGUGACUGUAAGGAGUCAGAAUUUGAGUCAACUCAAACUUCUGCAGAUAUGAAGAAUAAGAUGAGGGAACAAUCUGUACAACUCCAAGGCAAUUCUCAGUCUCAAUUCCAAUCAUUUUCAUCAUUGUCUUCACCUAAAGCGGAAAUGGUAGCCUCCUCAAAUGAGUUGAGUCUCCAUAUAGCUACUUCUGGGGCUACUGCAACUACUGAAGCUGAUGAUGAUGAACAAAACCAGACAGGAAACCCGAGCUGUGGGCCCCAGGCCUCACAUUCUGAUCUUAAAGGAGGAACUGCAAGUUCAAUGACAUCAGAGGAUGGAUAUAACUGGCGUAAAUAUGGACAGAAGCUUGUGAAAGGAAGUGAAUUUCCCCGUAGUUAUUACAAGUGCACACAUCCCAACUGUGAAGUGAAGAAGUUAUUUGAGCGCUCUCAUGAUGGGCAAAUAACAGAGAUUAUUUAUAAAGGCACACAUGACCAUCCUAAACCUCAACCUAGUCGCCGAUAUGCUGCUGGAGCUCUUUUGACUGUGCAAGAAGAUAGAUCCGAUAAAAUAUUGUCUGGGAGGGAUGAAAAAUUGUCUGGUGCAUACAGCCAACUGUCCAACACCAUGGAACCAAAUGGUACUUCUGAAAUGUCCCCUGUGACAGCAACAGAGGAAAAUGCAGAAGGUACUGAAGAUGAUGACGAUCCCCUUUCAAAGCGCAGGAAAAUGGAUACUGGGAGUUUUGAUGUCACUCCAGUGGUUAAGCCUAUCCGUGAACCACGUGUUGUUGUUCAAACUCUUAGUGAGGUCGAUAUACUUGAUGAUGGGUACAGGUGGCGCAAAUAUGGGCAGAAAGUUGUGAGAGGAAAUCCUAAUCCGAGGAGUUAUUACAAGUGCACAAAUGUGGGAUGCCCGGUGAGAAAGCAUGUAGAGAGGGCAUCGCAUGAUCCAAAAGCAGUCAUCACUACUUAUGAAGGGAAACACAACCAUGAUGUACCCGCAGCUAAGAAUAGCAGUAGUCAUGAUGCAGCAGCAGCUGCGGCUGCUAUGAGCAGUAGCAGUCCAUUGAGGAUAAUAAGAUCAGACGAAAGCGACACUAUCAGCCUUGAUCUCGGAGUAGGAAUGGGUUCUUCUGCUGCCGCCGAGAACAGGUCGACUGUCCACCACCACCAACAGCAUUUCCACUCUGAACAUGGGCAACAGACCGGCGGGCCCAGUUUCAGCAAAGCUGCAAAUUAUUAUGGUGCCAUGACCCAAUAUGCUUCAACUAGGCAACCUCCAAGCGAGGCUCGUAGCUCAUCUUACCCCUACCCACCAAAUAUGGAAAGAAUACUCACCGGUCCUUAGAAUCUUCUGUUCCCGGUGAAGCCAGCACAAUAAGAAAAUUUCCCCUCCGGCUGGUGAAAUCGAAGCAGCUGGUCGUGAAUCCAGAAUCGAAAGGAUUUCCCUAGUCGGUGUAAACCAUGCUGGUAUGGUAAGCAUUGCUAUUACAGAGCUGAUCAUCAUUAGAGCUUGUGCUUUUCAUCAACUGUUCUUUCUGUCAGCUUUCCUGGGUAGUGGCUCACAUAGCUUCUGGACUGAAAAGUAACGGAAGUACUACUGGUACAGGGUUGCUCGGUUUUUGAUUCGAGUCGGGGAAUCUGCUGGUGGCUUGGAAGGGACUGGCUCAAAACACAGCACAUCCUUGGACGUGAGAUGGUCUGCGAUUGGGUUGACAAAGUUGUAAUGUAAUGAAGCAGCGCUGUAUGUAUAUGGCCUUUUUAUUGUUGUGAUGUAUACAUAUACUAUACUCAAAUAGUUUUACUCAAAUGGGAAAGGACCAUCUCGAUUCUCAUUAGGGACUCUUAUUUUGUUACCCACAACUGGGAGAAAGAUAGUAGUGCUCCAUCUCUUCAACUCUAAGCUACGUCUAAAGCUAAUUACGAUUUCCAGCUGCUACCUAACUUUUUUUUUUUUGGUGUGUGAUGUCGUUGAAUCCCACUUUCUUUGUUGGGUUGGGUGGUGGCAAUUGGGAAAUGUUGGUGUUCAGUUCCUCCUGUUUCUCUAUCUCCUUUUUGCCUCCGAACAGAUAUAUUAUUUAGUGUUUUCUGGAUGAACAAUUCUAAUGGCACGACCACUCAACCAU